CUCAAAGUUCCUCAACGUCUCAAGUAAAUUUAGUGGAGCAAGUGUUAGAACAAGGCCAAAGGUUAAGAAACGCUAUGGUGAAUUCUAUAUUAAAUGUUGAUCCUUUCUACCAAGACCAUGAUCUGAUGCCUCCUGUAAAGAUGCAUUGCAUAAAUAUGGAUCAAGAGAAAAGGGAAUUAUCGACAACAGAGAAACACAAGUUUGUAGCAUACCUCAGAGGUGAAAGCAUGAGUAGAGAUGAUGAGAAACAAGCACUGGAAACUUUUCGUGCAAUGUCCACAUCUGACAUCUGUGAAAUAACAGAACGCUCAUAUCACAGUUUAAGGAAUUAUUGUAAUUGUGAUUCCUGCACUGAAUAUAAUAAAUUAAAUGUAGAUGUUAUACCUCCACUAAAAAUUAAUAUUAAACCUAAACCAAGUGCAAAGUUAAAAGUUAAUGAAGGUAUAUUGAAAUAUCUUAAAUAUGUUGAUACAUUGAAAAUAUCUGUACACAGUUUAAAGUUAAAUCAUGAAGGUGAUGUUAAGGUUUUCAGUAGCCUAAUUGAUAGUAGGUAUUCUCAACAUUUAAGUACAACAUAUUUUAUUGAGUACAAUAUUCCUAGCUGCAUGGUGAAAAGUGAAAUUAAGAAGUCUAAAGUUGACAGUGGCUUAGACAGCAGCAAUUAUGUUAAACUGUGUUCCAAAAAGUUACACAAAGAAGCAAUAUAUUUCAAGCAGAUAUCAAUACAUGAUGUAACCAAUAUUGAUUCAAUGAAUUUGGAAGCUGUUGAUUUGGUUUUUCAAGUGUCAAGUAGAACUUUGAAGCAGAAGGGCCAAAAUAUUUUGGGCCAAGCCAGAUUUAACAUGGGCUCAUUUUUAAGUACAAAAUAUUUUAACUGUAAUCAAGAGUUGGUUGUUUGGUUAAUAAAUGAUGCACCUAUUAUGUUAGGCACAAUUAAAAUCAAUUUACAACUAGGCUGUGGUAGACUUUAUUUUGGAAAAGAAUUUUUAGAUUCAAUAAGCAUUGAUAAGCAGAAUAGUAUAUUACCUGAAACAAUUGCGUGUGAUAAAAGAACUGAAAUCAAGGCGAAUGAAUGCAAAAAAUCGAAAGUGCAAAAUGUUGUUGUUGAUGAUGAUAAUAUUAAGAAAAAUGUUGUUAAAGCACCUGUAAAGAAGAAACAGGUUGAUGCAAAAGUUGUUAAAAUAGUUGAAGAUUCUAUAAAACCUGCAAGUAAUAUCGUACUAUUUGGAUUCUUAUAUGUCGCACAGGUGGAAUAUUUGGAUAUAAAACAACUAACUUAUUUUACUUGUAAAUCUUUCUGCCAAGAUGAUGUAAUUUAUAGUAAUAUAGUUCGUGGAGGUUCGAAGCCAUUUUUUAAUUUUUAUCAGACCAUUCCAUUCAUAUACGAGGAAGAAUUUAUUACAAAGUUGCGCGACAAUUUUAUGGUUUUAGAGUUUUUUGAGCGCACCCAAAAUAAGGACGCAUUGAUAGGUGUUUGCAAAAUUCCUCUACAUCAAUAUUAUCUUGCGUUCAGAAAUCCAACGAUUGUUAAGUACUUGGAAAGAAAUAAGUUACCUGUGAUUGGCACAGAUUGGUUUGAGCCGAUAUCUGACCCAAAUAUUGGAACAAUCUCUGGCCAAGUUCAGAUUUUAGUGGCAUUGGGAUCAGAAGCUCAAAUUCACAAUUUAGAGAACGAGCGUGGAUUCAAGGAUAAUAUUGUUCUUAAAGCAAAAAAGAAUCUUGACGCUUUUCAACCAACGAAACGUAAUUUGAAAGAAAUCCCAGUGAAGCAAAUAUGUGAUAAAACUAAGGAAUUUUGCAAUAUCCAGUCUGAAAAUAGUUAUUUAAAAUCUAUUGACGAUAUACAAAAUAUACAUUCGACAAGAAGCGAAGAGUUUUCCAGUUACAGAGAUCAUUAUUGGAGAACUAAAGAGAGAAGAAGGGACUAUGAAAACAUUGAUAUUGCUGAAAGUGAGAAACGGCUACAAGAAUUGAGAGUUGCAUUUAAGAAUCUUGAAGAAGCUCAAAGUAAUGAAGAAAGAAAUUUAACUUUGUUCAAGGAGACUCAUAAUUGUUGUGAAUUUAUUCCAAAUAGAGAAUACACACAAAAUAAAAGUGAUUCCACACUGGAUCUUAAGAACAAAACCUUAGAACCAAGGAAUAGCACUGAAUUGAAGGAUAAUAUAUUAACUAAAGAGAAUACUGUACAAGAAACUAAAUCGAUUUUAAUCGAUCAUUCUGAAGAACCUACUGUUCAAAAAGUAGAUAAAAGUACUUAUACUGUUGAAUUAAUUGACAAAGCAAGUCAAUCAGACAUGAGUUUACAAAGUGAUAUUCUGUUAGAUCUCUUACAACAUUUUCAAACUAAGAAACCAGAGGACGUGAGAGAUUCAGGUACAAACACUGAAGAAUCCAUGAUGCAAUCUACGUCUGAAAAUUUAAAAAGCACUACAGAUUUACUGGAUUCUUUGCAGAAGGUGUUGUUAGUUCAGAAACCUCAGAAAAGUACAUUCAAAGUAUUAAUACUCAUUGAUUCUGCACUUCAUUUACCAACCAAGAAGAAGUGUAAACCAAAAAAACCUAAAAGUAGACAUAGUCGCGAUGACUCCUCGCCUACUACUUACGUUACAUUUGAAUCAGCUGAAGGUACAAGAAUAACAAAUGUAUUUCAAAAAUCUGUUAAUCCUCGUUGGAAUUACAGAGAUGAGGUGGAAUUGCCGUUGGAAUUUCUCACAAACAAUCAAAAACGACUUAUUUUUAAAGUUUGGAGAAAGUCAAAUAAUAAUUUGAAACAACCUGAUAUGGAAGUAGAUUCUGUCUUGGGCUUCGCUGCUUUAGACUUAACUGUGAUUUCUGCUGGUUUGCUUACAGUAGAAGGCUGGUUUAAUAUUGUUGAUUUUUCAGGUCAUGUCAAUGGCCAAAUGAAGAUCCAUGUAAGUCCAUUAGAAGCAAUAAAUAAACCAGAAACCAUCCCUCCAGAGUCAUCAUCAUCAACGAGUGGUAAAAUGUCGCCUAGUACUUCAGUCGAGGAAACAUUAGAAGACCCUGCCGAAGUAUUUAGUCGAGCAUUGAAAAGGAAAUUCAUUGAACUUGAUGAGAUUACACAAAGACUCAGAGUUCGUUUAAGCCAUGCGACUAAUGAUGGAUCAGAUACAUCAAAUGACGAUAUUGCGGACGAAUUUGAAAGAGAUAUUAAUACUCUUUGCGUGGAAGAUGAUUACGAUAUGAUAGAUUUUGAAAGGGAAGCACAAGAUUUGAAUAUGAGACGAGUUUCGUCUAGUUUACAGAAGUUGAAAGGCGAUGAACAAGCCGAUCAUGCGUUGAUGUUGUUUGAAGGAAGCAGUGAGGAUCCAUCUCCAAAUACGUCUUUACAAAUGGAUAUGUCUGCAGCAUCUAAAGCUUCAUCUAUAGGCAGCGUCGAGACGCAUGCGCAAGAAGGAAAACAAAAGAUUAAUUCGCUACUGAAGAAAUUGUCUAUUCAAGAAAUGAUCGGUAGACACGUUUCUGGUUGUUCUGCUCAAGGAAAAAAAACAGAUUCUUCGAAUAGUGAAGAGGAAAUACUCAAUGAGUUAGGAAUCAAUGAUCCGUUUGAUGCGACUAAAAUGUUGAAAGAUAAGGUACUCGAAGUAUUAAAAGAUCAAGAAUAUAGUAGACGUCAUGAGCCCGAUGGCGAAGGCGAUGAGAGUGAAACUGGUUAAGUAUAAUGUUAACAUCGAUGUUUUGUAUUAAUGAAACAAUGUGAGAAUUAAGUAAACAGAAAACGAUAGAUUUCCCAGUGGAUGUUUAAUGAUAAUUAAAAUUUACUAAUGUUUAUCAAAUAAUCAUAAAAUCAGUAAUUUUCAAAAUACAUUUUUACUGUAACGUAAUUCACGUUAAAUCUAAGAAAAACAACAUGCAUAGUUAUAACAAUACUCUGGAUAAUCUUAAAUCUACAAAUAAUCAAACACUUUCAUUAAAUAAUAAAACAUUUGGAACGUAA
Molecule: messenger RNA, 3958 nt
Organism: Nicrophorus vespilloides
Lineage: Eukaryota; Metazoa; Arthropoda; Insecta; Coleoptera; Silphidae
Biological process (GO): cilium assembly; centriole elongation
Cellular component (GO): centriolar satellite; centriole
Source: RefSeq, a predicted model, not a curated record